UACAAUUCAAUGAAAAGAUACGUUGUUAUUGUGCACAGCACAAUCUCAUCAAUUGAUGUCAGUAAAUCAUUUCAUUUAAUCAAAACUCUAUAAAUAACGAAAACCAUUCAUUUGAACAAAGAGCACUUGUGGUGCCUCUUCAGUUGGCCACAAGAGUGCUCUGGCGUUCGCAUUUUCGACGACUUCAAAGUAAACAGCUGAUUUAUUUGACAGUCGUCAGAAUAUUCUGCAUUUGUGUGGAUGGUUAAGUUCGUGUUUACAAUUAAAAAUGUUCUGUUCGUUGAGAUAUUGUGUUCGUACAUUGAAUAAAUCGUCCGUUCUGGUUGGAUUUCGUGGAUGUUCGCAAUUCGCUGAACAAACUCAAUCGCAUUUCGGCAAAAAUGGACACUAUGAUAUAAUCAUUGUUGGCGGUGGUGCGACUGGCAUUUCCUUAGCCGGCGCAAUCGCCAAGAAUCCAAAAUUGAGUGAGAAAAAGGUAUUGUUGUUGGAUGGAGCACCAAAAUUUAAGGGCUACAGCGAGAAUACCUACAGCAAUCGAGUUUAUGCCAUAAACCACAAUACGGUUAGAUUGAUGAAAGAUAUUGGAGCAUGGGACACCAUCAAAUCAAUUCGAUGCCGAGCUGUCAAACAGAUGCAGGUUUGGGACGCAUGCUCGGAUGCUUUGAUCACAUUCAAUCACGACAAUUUCAUCGGUGAUGUCGCUUACAUCGUGGAAAAUGAUGUGCUGGUCCAUUCAAUAUUAAAAGAGCUAGAACCAUUCGAUAACAUAACCAUAAGAAAUGAUACAAAAAUUGAUAAUGUUCAACUCGAAAAGGACGGAUUAACAUACAGCAAAGUACAAUUGAGCUCUGGUGAAGAUUUCAGCGCUGAAUUACUGGUUGGGGCCGAUGGAGCCAAUUCGUUGGUUCGCAAACAGAUGGAUGUGAAUUAUUUCGCACUAAACUAUAAUCAAAUGGGAUUGAUUGCAACGGUUGAAUUGGGCGAAUGCGAAGACAACUUCGUGGCAUGGCAACGUUUCCUACCCAGCGGUGUGAUUGCUCUUCUACCACUAUCCGAUAAACUCAGCUCAAUCGUUUGGAGCACCGAUAUCAAACACUUCAAACAGCUAAUGCAAUUAAACGACGCUGAUUUCAUCGAUGCCGUGAAUAAUGCAUUUUAUCAAAAGUAUGAAAAGAAUUCGAUGGUGGAAUUCGCAAUGGGUGCCGUACGAACGAUUUUAAAUAGCAACUCACACUCUGUGAGACAAUUACCUCCGCAAAUAACCGGAUUGUAUGGGAAAUCGAGAGCUGGUUUUCCACUCGGUUUUGGACAUUCUAGUAGCUAUGCCGGUCGUGGUGUUGUUCUCAUUGGAGACGCUGCUCAUCGCAUCCAUCCGUUGGCUGGUAUGGGAUUAAAUCUUGGAUUCGGUGAUGUGAAAUGUUUAACCGAUCAUUUGGCCAGAGCGACAUACAAUGGGUUCAUGCUGAACGAACUAAGUCAUUUAUGUGAAUAUGAGCAGCAACGUUUGAAACUCAAUGUACCGAUAUUGUUGGGUGUACACGGUUUGCAGUGUCUUUAUAAUACAGAUUUGAGUCCAGUUGUACUGGCGCGCAGCAUUGGUUUGCAGAUCACUCAACAGAUGGCACCCAUGAAGAAAUUCUUCAUGGAAAAGGCGAUGGGAUAGGCUCGAACUUUGGCUAUUAUUUGUAAUUAGAGAAAAUAAAACUUUCUAUUGAAAAUGAAAAAAAGUUUUGAAUUCUUUCAUUUAAUUGUCUAUAAAAUACUGUACUUUUGGCUUUUGAUUCAAAAUAAUGUUGAAUUUAGUAGCACAAAACAUUGGGCUAUGUUGGCCAAGGGAAAAUUUUCAUUCCACCAUCAAAAACUGUAAUGAAACGAAGAAAAAAGAAUUGGGUAGGAUUGAAUGAAGGUCAAAAUGUUGCCAGACAAAACAUUACAUAUUUGGUUGCUUCAUUCCAAUAAUAAUAAAUAGUCUGCUGCAAAAUUGUAUUGAUUAUCCUCCUACAUGGAAUAUGAUUAUCUAACUCAAAACAAGUAUAGAGACGGUUCUGUACAUUUCUGGAUAAUUCGCGUCAACAGCUUUUGAUGUCGUAAUUUGCUUGUUUACUGCAUAUUUUUGGAAAGUAAUAAACAAGUCGAUUCAAAUGCGGCCAAUUGGAUGCUUGUAAGACACAUUCGAUACUAGUUAUCAUUUGAAAUAGUAAACAUAAUUUUGGUUUUUUUCCUCUGAAAAUUAUAAUGUGAUUCAUGUCGUAUCAUCUCAUUAGCCAAUGGAAUGGUUUUUGAACCGAGUUCAUGGAUAUUAUCUUAUUAAUUUCACUGUAUUUUCCUAAUCAAUACCGUCUGCACGAAUACAAUUACACUAGCAUACAAAUUUGUAGCACUAGUACAGGGGCGAAGUGCAAUAGUCGAAACAAAGAAAAAUGAAAUUCAAUAUGACCAGAUUGAAAAGAAAGAGAAUUUUCAUCGAUUAAUUUGAGAAAUUUCGAAAGUUUCAUGCAUAAAAUGUGCAUCAAAAGUGGAAAAUUCUGGAAGUAUCGAAUCGAUCUGAUAAAAAAUGAAUAUUUCAGUGGAAAAAAACACGUAUUCACGUAUGACGAAUACACAUAUAGGUGAAUCACUCGAUGCGCAUGUGUAAGUGCUAUACUGUGCUGCACACAUGGGAGAAGUGCUAGAACGGAGCAAACGGUAUAAGUAGAGGUGCUGUUGCCAUGAUGAAAUCAUUCAGUUUUUGUGAUUCGUUGAGUGCGCACCUCUCCUUAGUACAAAAAGUGUUGAAUCGUUGAACAGUACUACAAAGUGAAAGGUUAUUUUUUUUUUCUCGUCAUCGCACAGCAGUUUAACAAAGAGAAAAAAAAUACGAACUGAACAUCGCAAAACGAAAUCACAAAUUCAGUACGAAUUCAGUAUGUGAAAAGUGACGCACUCAUUCGACGUCCCGGGCAUGAACGCUUUGGUUCGUCACAUAUCCAGCUAAACUAUUUAAUUGUCUUUCUGGGGUCGAUCAUUCAAUGGGUUGAAUGAAAUGUGGCAAGUUGAGAGAAGAGAGUUGAGCGUGUUUCGGUCUCAUUCAUGCAUAAAUGUAUGUUGCAGUCGCAAAAUGAUGGAAAUGAAUUGAUGUGUUCGCGGCGAAUAGGCAGCCAAAUUCUUUAUCGUGUGGGUCGUACGCGCUGGUCGCGCUGGUCUCGAUUAUCGAUUGUUUGAACAAAAACUGGUUCUGUGUGUCUUCUGUGUUCUGUCUACCAUCCGAGAGAAGAGGAGAGAUAGGCGGGUCAGCUGUUAGCUUGUGUGGAGGAUGGAUUGAUUUGCGAUUCUGGCUCGGUCGUCUGCAUCCAGAUACCACAGCUAAUGCGCGUGGCGAAACCUUCAUCCUUGUUCCCAAAUCGACGCUUUAUCGAAUUGGACUCUCGCUAGACUUGGUGUCGCUUCUGCACAGAUACAGUACUCACAAACAGACAAUAGUGAUUGUCACACCCAAUGACGAUAACUCAGGUCACCCUUACAUUUUGAACAUCAUAAACCCCAUAAACUUUAUCUUUUAUAGAAUGAAAAACAAAACAUUUAUCUCGAAAUCGAAAAAAAAACCAAAACACAUACCAAACGCAUACCGAAAAUUUGGGCGCAAACGUGCGACAAUUUUCUGGCGGCUUGUACGCAAACAUGGCAUCGCCAACGGGGGCUGACUUUCUACUACUACUACUAGCUUACUCAUCGACUGUACGAAAAAUUGGCACACAUCGAGCUUAGCUGAUGACCGUGGUGUCUUCUUCUUUUUCUUGUUUUUGUUUUCUUCCUCUUCUUUGAAUGUGUUACCGUUUAAUAGAGAAAGUGGGUCGCACGGAAUGACAGUCGGUCGGGCAUCGCAGAUAUUGUUUAGUCAUAUGAAACCGCCUAGGCGCUGAAUGGCAUCAUAUCAGUCAUCACAAAUCACACAUAAUCUCGUCGACCAGAACGUGAACUGAAACUGCAUCACUGAUUCACAUUGUCCUCUACUACCCGAACAAAACCAAACUCACAAAACGAGACGUUGCAAACGUUAGCGUAUUGAUAAGUUGCUCAAUAUUUAACAAAAUCAAACAAUUCUAUCCCACAAGUCGGCUCCUGAAUGGUGCGCGACGCCUCAACACUAAUGAGUCUGUUGUAUUCUUUAGCAGCACUAGAUCAAUAGCACACACACACACACACACACUCGCACCGCAUAAAGUCGAUGAACGCAACGAUGAAUCGAUCUGCAAUUCGGUAUCAUUGCAAUGCAUCGCACCGUGAACGCACGUGAUAGCAGCUCGUAAAACAUACACACUCUAUCGAGAGACAGAAUUUCGUGUCCACUUCAAGGAUAAGUGAUAAUUGCAGACUUAAAUACAAACACCUUACCCUUAAAUCGUUCCAAAAAAAAAAAAACCAAACAUACAACAUCUUAAAGCGGCUUCGAAAGCUGUUCAUUUACUCAUACAAUUGCUGUUUCUUCUUCAUCUAGACGUGAAUUGCCGUUCUUUGUGAGAGAACAAAUACGGUUGGUCGGGCUACCAAAUCCGUUUUGGUCGAUCCAGUGCUAGACUUUCACCUCACACUCGAAAUGUUCGAUAAUGAAGAUCGUGUAAACAACAGACCUGUGGUGCUAAGGCAAUCAAUUUUCUCACAUUUUUUUUUUCUUCUUUAAAAAUUCAAACAACAUACACAAAUCGAUUAGCAAACCAACAAAAAAAAAACAUUUGUUCCGAAAUAACACCCCAUCCCAAACCAUAACCGGGGUGCAAUUGUGUUCCAUUACCAGUUUUUUGCAGAAAAUUUUGUUUACGAAAGAUAAAAAUGCAGCUAGCUGAAUCGUAUCACGCACUUGAGACGUACACACAGCCAUACCAAAGAGUGAAUCGGUCAACGCAUACUCAUAAUCAGCACGUGUCUUGCAAUUAUAAGCGAACAAAAUUGUGUUUGGUCGAUAAGUAGAAUCACAUUCAAGUUGAACAUUCAAAAAAAAAAAAAAAAAAAACAGAUCGCAUCCGGGUGUUACCACCAAACGGAUCGCUUAAAACCAUAAACAAAAGUCUUCGUCUAUUCACUAGGAAUUAGGACAGAUAAUUGGCUGUUAAAAUUGUCGGUGGUGUGUGUGAGGUGAUCCCAUCCGCAGCUAGUCUCUCUGAUACACAUGUGAGCGUACGUGCGUGCAGAAACUGCAAUAGUGGCUACUGUUUUCGGACUGAAACACAUUAGCGCAAGUGAUCUCGUUUUCUGUUUUGUGUUAAAGUGCAUGAAUUUUUCUCUCUUAGAACUCUUUCAGCUUUACCAAAAUGCCCAUGCGCUCAUGGGCAUCCUUUUUUUUUAACUAAUCGAACAGUUUUUCUUCUGAUUUAUUUUAUCCUUCUGCCACAAGAAAAAAAAACACUUAGUGAAUGUAGUUGUUCUUGUUCGUGACAAAAAUUUUGUUAUACUCAUCAAAUUGUUGUACAAACAUACACACACGUAGCGGUGACGAUACUAACGAGCGAUUCGACGACACAUGUUUGUUUCGAUAUCGCGUUUGGGCGGUCAUCGUAAAUAGUAUUCAGCAAAUCGAUCAAAUUCUCUUACACACAAUUUAAUUUGUAUCGAAAAGCGUAAGCUAAACCAUUUUCCAAUUCAAUUGUCGUAAAAAAAUUUGUAUUUCGGUUACAGGCUCUUACACAUAAUACCCAAAUGGCUUAGUUGAAUCUGAAAAAAAAAAACCUCGGUCAACCAAUGUGGACGUUCAAUUCCCCUUCCGUUUCGGUUUCGGUUUCAAAAACCUAGUAAAACAUGUACAUUUUUUUUCCUAAUGAGAGAGAAACAAAAGAAAAUAAUUAAUUGUAAAAUGAUUCAAUCAUUCUUAAUCUCUCUAUCUAAUGUUUCAAUUGAUGAAAACACAUUAAUUUUUGUUGUAAAAAUUCGUAUGCAAUUGUAUUGUACACACAGAAUGUUCCAAUUUUGUAACGGAAUCUAUUGUAACAAAUGUUGUGUUUAACGAUUAAGUCCAAAAAUGAAAUUGUAUAUUGUGAAACAUCUAGUCAGAUAGACGAAAAAGAAAGACGCGAGCGUGCGGGCGUCCCGUGUUGAACGAGUUUCAUGCUAUAAUUUGGACGUUACCGAUCCAAUUCAUGAAUACUCAGGUAUUUUGGUGCUGCAAACCAAUUUUAAACACAUAUCAUAAAUUUUAUUUUUGUUAUACCAUUUGUUGUAUUCCGGCUUUCGCUUCGGCGUCAGCCAAAAAACACUAACGGUUUCUCUUUUCUGAGCAGAGAUUUUAUUUUGAGAAAAAUUAGAAACUAGAUCAUCUUUGUACCCGAACGAGUCUUAGUGUGUCAAUUCACGUGCGACGAGAAACCGAGCAAUUAAGUGGCAAAUGGUUCCAUACACAGCCUAGAUCGUUUCCAAUUUCAUACGUUGCAUACAGUUUAACUCUCAGAGAGUCAUCGCAGAACAAUCUGUCCACCAGCAAACCGGUUACAAAACAAACAAAACCAUUUCUAUUAGACACAUUUUCGUAGUUAUUAGCUAAAUGAAACAUUAAUUGGCAUCCAGCUUAUACCCGCAAUCCGGGUGAAUAAUUUAACGUUCAAUCGAAAUACCUCUUCUAUUUCCGUAUAGAACCUAUAGCAUUAGUGCGGCCGAUGACCGAUUCAGAGCACUCUGCUCUCGAACAAACAAAAAAAAAAAAAAAAAAAAAAACAAGAAAUGAAACGAAAGUUGAGCGGGGAAACACAUUUGGCCAACAAUCGAACACCUUUGAGGUUUUGAUCAACGGCACUCACUUACAAUCAAUGCAAUCUACACAAUAUUGCUGAUGCCUUCGACUGAGUAUGACGCGAACUAUCUGUCGCGCGGGGAUGGUAAACGAAUCUUUUCGAAUUGCGAGCAAACGAAACCAUCUUUUAGACUCAUUUCAGAUUUACAAUGAUAGACUAAGAGCAACCAAAACCACAUUUGUUAUGCGGUUCGAAUGAGCUGUUCCGAGACUUAUCUUUCACACUUCCUCCUCCGUGUGUGUGUGCGCACUGAGACGCACUGAGCAGAUUCUUUUUACUUUGACUGGUUCGCGGCGCCGAACUAUGCGCUUUUACUGACUAAUAUGACUUGGCAUCACUUACAUCUUUUGUUACGCGCGUGCGGGGCGUCUGACUUCUUGGGGCCAUUCUUUCUUUGAAUCAAUCAUCAUACACACAAUCAUCUGUUCUUCCUUUGUGCAUAAUUACUCACCAAUCAAACGGUUAGCGGUCUUUUAUCAGCGAUGCACCUUUCUUUGAUGACACAUUUUGGGGCUACUCAUCCAGAAUACUUACUCUUAAACCGCACUUGAUACAUUUCGAGCUAAAUUUUACGAUCUGUGGAGCGAAUGUGCGUCGAAUUCAAACACUUGAUUUUCAAUGUCAAACACUUUCGACACUAUCCAAACAAUUCAUCAAUCAACGAUUCAUCAGACGACAAUGUUGCAGCAGUUAUUUGAACCAUACUAAAUCAUUUCGAAAACAAACUAAAUUGAAACUUCAAUCAGCUAUCAUUCAAACUGUAUAUGGACUUUAUCACCUUGGGAAAUAUUCAACUCUUUAUUCUUGCUAUUGAAAUUGUUACUACAGCACAAGUAGCCAAACAUAAACACAUUCGCUCCAAUGCUACGAAUAUCUUGUUCGUUACCUGUACAUUAUAAUUCCAUCGAUGGAUUCGACGAACAUCAAAUUUGAUAUAAAAAUCUAGAAACAGUGGAGAUCGAAAUCAACGUCGACGGUGCCUGGGAUGAUGCAAACAUCGACAGCCGAGCCUGAUGGAGAAAAAACAGCGACAACGGUGCAUAGGAUAUAGCAAACUGCGACAACGGAGCAUGGGAUAUAGAAAACAACGGCAGCCGAGCCUUGAGAGGCAUGUAAUCAGCGUCGAUGGUAUCUAGCGGGCUUGAAUGGUUCAACGUCAACGGUGCCUUGGGAUUCUUUGGGGCAAUGGACAACGUCAGCGGAGCCUUGUGGAUUUUGGACUCAUUCAACGGCAUCGGAGCCUUGUGACUGAGGAGGGAUUGGACUGGACUGGAUCAUCGCCAGCGGAGCCUAUUGGAGGAGUUCAUCGCGGAGUGGAGCUGAGCUGAGCUAAGCUGAGGAUUGCUGUUUUGGUUUUUACCAGGCAAAAUUUGACUGCAAUUCGCACGAAUCGAGCCCAAAACGAUAUCUUCGAGCCAAUUAAUCGGAACUAACACCACAAAAUAUCAAACUCAUCCAAACACACAACAUUUAUUGCAUAUAAUCCACACUGCACACACAUCGCAAAAGCAGCUUUAACACAUCCGAUUGGAGUGCGUUGAUGUUGAAAGCGUGCGAUUUAUCGUCGUAUUGUGGGGUGAUUUCGAGACUGAAAUUCAACGAUUUCGAAGAUAUCGUCUAACUAUUAAUCAGAUUACACAACUAUGAUUUACCAACUCAAUGAAUUUUAAAGCGAUUAACGAAUAUCAUUCACGAACUUUCAUCAAAUCAUUGUUCACAUGUUUUGUUGCACCAAAUUGUACAUAUAUAUAGUUUUGUUUAUUUUGACAAAUAUCUCUAUAGAAAACCAAUUGCAAAAACAUAAUGAUUUCAUUUUGAGACAAAAACGAUUACAAAAUCGAGUACGAACCGAACGAAAAAUUGUUAUGCGAGAAAAAAAAACAAAUUGUUGAAAUACUUGUUGAAUCAUGAAAUUUGAUGAAACUGUCGAUAAGCUAAGGUCUGCUUUGUAUGAGAUGUAACACAACUUUUCCUCGACUUGCUACAUUUUGACUGUGAUUUCUUUUCCUUAGGUGCUUUCAAUUUGAUUGUAUUCAUUUCUUUUGUUUGCUUUUAUGUUGAUAUUUAUUAACUUUCUCUUCGUAAUUUCCUUUUUUUUUUUUAUUUAUAAAUCCUUGUACGGUUUAUAACGUUGUUGAAAAAAAAAAUUAUAUGAUUGAACCAUCCUAUCAUCGAGCUCCGGAAAAAAUUAUCUUCUAUGAGGAAAAAAAAAAGAAUGAAUUAGCGAGCCAAUAAAAACGAAAAAAGUGUUGAAAACUUUUGUCUUUUAAAUGGGAACAUGAAUAAAUGCAUCAUUCAUUUUACUGAACCGAAA
Molecule: messenger RNA, 9069 nt
Organism: Sitodiplosis mosellana (orange wheat blossom midge)
Lineage: Eukaryota; Metazoa; Arthropoda; Insecta; Diptera; Cecidomyiidae
Gene: Coq6
Product: ubiquinone biosynthesis monooxygenase COQ6, mitochondrial
Exons: 10
Coding region: 269-1663 (464 amino acids)
Biological process (GO): ubiquinone biosynthetic process
Cellular component (GO): mitochondrion
Molecular function (GO): 2-octaprenyl-6-methoxyphenol hydroxylase activity; FAD binding
Source: RefSeq, a predicted model, not a curated record